Cordyceps militaris CM01 is the source of this 1818-nucleotide messenger RNA. RefSeq names its product serine/threonine protein kinase, putative. Gene Ontology annotation, biological process: autophagy; peptidyl-serine phosphorylation. Gene Ontology annotation, molecular function: protein serine/threonine kinase activity; ATP binding. The coding region runs from base 1 to 1818 and encodes 605 amino acids. Lineage: Eukaryota; Fungi; Ascomycota; Sordariomycetes; Hypocreales; Cordycipitaceae. Gene Ontology annotation, cellular component: cytoplasm. The record is from RefSeq and is a predicted model, not a curated record. The transcript has a single exon.
AUGGAAUGCUUGCGGGAUAAGUUUGUCGGAGGCGUCCUGCUCGAUGGAGGGCGCUUCCAAACCCUCUCACCUCUCAACCACGGCUCUUUCGGCAUGGUUUUCAUGGCCCAAGAUCUUGCAUCUAACCAGCCGGUUGCGAUCAAGUGCUUGACCAAGAACGCUGGCCAAAUUGACACCUGCCAAGAGUUUGCCGUCGACGAACGCUCGGAGGAGAUGGUCCUCCACAGCGCCAUUAGUCCUCACGACAACAUCGUCAAUCUCAUUCAUUCUUUCGAAACCGAUUCUCAUAUCUAUCUCGUUUUGGAGUUCUGUGGCCAGGGCGAUCUUUAUGAGGCGAUCCGCAACGGCCAUGGACCUCUGCAGACUGAGCACGUUCGUCAUUUCAUGCUAGAGCUUGUGGGUGCCGUCGAAUACAUCCACUCCAAGGGCAUCUAUCACCGAGACAUCAAACCUGAAAACAUCUUCCUCACUCAGGAUGGUGCCAUGAAGCUUGGUGACUUCGGUCUAGCUACGACUGACAAGUGGUCAUACGAGAUGACCGUCGGAAGCGACCGUUACAUGGCUCCUGAGCAAUUCGACUCUGCUGGUGCGGGCUACUCGCCCGCCGAGGCAGAUAUUUGGGCCAUUGGUAUCUGUCUGCUCAACAUUCUCUUCUCUCGCAACCCCUUCACCACCCCGACCGAGGCUGACCCUCUUUUCCUCGACUACUCGCGGGACAAGCAGAGCUUGUUCGAUGUCUUCCCUUCGAUGUCUCAGGACACCUACGAAGUCAUCGUUCAAUGCAUGAACAUGGACCCUCGGAGACGCUCUUUGGUCGGCGCUAAAGAGGCUUUGCUGCGUGUUGUCUCGUUCACUACCGCAGACGAGUCCCUGGACGACUUUUGUGGCGCCGAAAAGGCUACUGUUGCCUCUGCCAACCGGGAGCCCCUUCGCACACCCUCUGUGCAAACCGCUCAGUUCGAGUUUGGUGCUUUCCCCUGGACUCGCGCUCUUCACGCUACUCCACAGCGUGCCGGUCGCCAGUUGAGCGCAAUUCCCGACAAUGAGAGCUACACCGAAGACCUCUUCUCCAAGUCCGAGAAUACUGUCGAUUGGUGUUCGGCCGCCGCCCAGACGCCGUCCAUAUCAUCGACAUUGGAGUCGCAUCUCAUGCCAGCAAUGAAGACACUCACAAUCCACCCGCCCAAACGCCGCAACAUUUCGCCUGCGGCCGGUUCUCUACCCAUUGCCAUGGCCAAGCCGCUCACGCUCUCCAUGUCGUCUGUCUUUGGUCGACGGGACCCUGUUUCUAAGAGCUGGAGCGACAUGUGGGAUGAGGAUGAGGAGGAAGAGGUUGAGCAGCAACGUGGGGCUCUCAAGGCCCUCAACUCUCGUACAUGGAGCCACGAGAGCGUGCAGGACGCUGACAAGGAGAAUUUUGAGCCAGUCCCCGAGACUGCUCAGAUCAACGGUGAUGUUGAUGGUGACUUGGUCGAUGGUUUCUUCUUCCACGAAGCCAUUCUGCCAAAGCCGAUUGAAAGCGUGGCACGCUACUCUCCUCCUCCAAAACGAACCAGUUUCGACAAGUGGGCCGCUCUUGGUGAGCGUCGCCGCGGCGGUUCUACCUCGGAUGAUCAAAAGCCCCCCGUUUUGAAGCACCGCCGUUCUCUUGCUUUUGGGCACAAAUCGAAUGAAGUGGCUGUUUGGGAUCAUUCACCAGUCCGCAGCGGGAUUAAGGAGCGGGCCAAGGACUCGCCCGUGAACAAGGGCAAAGAUCUGAACUGGCGUCGUGACCGACGUGCAGAUCUUGGAGAUAUUGAGUGGGUUGGUGGCUGGUAA